AUGGUGUUUCGAAUUGAUAUGGAGGAUUUUGAAGACGACCGACGAUUUGCCGAGUACAUUACUUUGGCUGUGGCUGACGAAAGCGAUAAUUGUCGGGUACUAAUCGAUGGAUACCGAGGCACCGCAGGUGACUCAUUGCUUUCGUACACUAAGCCUUUCAGGUAUGUCUUAUUGCAGCUUUUUGUACUUUGCUCUGAGAAUGACAGGUAAUAUAAAGGUAAAAUUCCUGCCUGAGAAUUUGGAAAUUCGUUGAGGAUUGCUGGUAGUCGAUCGAGGAUUCCUACACUUAAGCUAAUCAGCUUUUUUUUUCUACAUAUGAGAAAUCUAAACUGAAGUGCAUCAUCGCCGAUCAGAUAUUUCAACUUCCAUUUUAUUUCUAACCAGGAUUGCUCCUUUCAACAAGAUGACAUUAAAUUCCUGUUUGCUGCAUUAUUAACCAAAAGAAAAAAUAUGUGUAAAUUGCUUACCGUUCCAUUUUCUCAAGCUUUUCUAAGAGGGGAAUCUUUUUAUGUGCACUGCUGACAAUAAGUGCUCCUUGGAUAUUUCCCAAAAUGUUAUGCCAGUUGCACUUUACUGACUAUGAUAUGCUGUCAGAAGCAUUGCUUCCUCGCUUUUCUCAGUUUCUCACGAAAUGCUUUUGAUAUCCUAGAAGCAUGAGGUUUACAACCAAAGACAAAGACAACGACGUUGAAAACAGCGGAAACUGUACGUUAGACUAUAAAGGUGGCUGGUGGUAUAAUACCUGCCACAACGCCAAUCCAAAUGGUUUGUACAAAGGUGGAGGUAACGCACAAGGUGUUACAUCGGAGGCAUUUCGAGGACAAGCUUAUUCUUUAAAGCACACCGAGAUCAAAAUUCGACCAGCAUGGUUUCAUUUGCAGUAG
Pocillopora meandrina is the source of this 884-nucleotide messenger RNA. The record is from the annotation of a GenBank genome assembly. NCBI's taxonomy places the organism in Eukaryota, Metazoa, Cnidaria, Anthozoa, Scleractinia, Pocilloporidae.